AACGCCAUUUCCAUUUCCAUUUCCAUUUCCAAAAUGCAAUUUGAUGUUACUUUAGAAUCGCCGAGGAUAACAACAGGUUGGUUGCUCCAGGCUGCUAUCCAAGAUUGAUUACUAUGGCCUUAUCUUUCUUAUGCACAGUAGCUUUACAAGUUAGGUCUGAUUUUUGAUUGGGGGCCUAUGCAAGCUGUCAUAAAUAGUGAAUAUUGAUCACCUCACCCAACUUAACACACUGCAAGAAUCGGAGCUUUGGAACUGGCUCCACGCCAUAGUUUGACGAGAAAAAUGUUCUGGAGGGUAUUGGCAGCACCAGCUCUCACUAAAUUUCACUUGCCCAAGAAUGUCUCCUCAAACACAUUGCUUCUCACACCCCUCUUGUCCUCCAAUUCCUUACUUCGCAAAAUAAGCUUGAACUAUGUUAUAUGCAAGGUUUGUGGCCAGGAACCUAUUUUUGGCCACCACUAUGGCAGAAAAGCGUCUCCUUUCUUGGGACACCUAAGCUUUCAUUCAGGUCCAUUUCUGAAGUCUAAUGAUAAGGUUGUAGAGCAAUUUCAGGAUUCUGAAAAAUCCUCAAGUUCUAGUAGUGCAGAUAAUGCCAAAAUAAAGAGGAAAAAACUCAAGGGGAAAAGAGCUGUUGUAAGAUGGCUAAAGUUCUUUAGAUGGAAGAAGAAGAAAGAGUAUGAACGGAUGACAGCAGAGGAAAAAAUUUUAUACAAAUUGUUGAAGGCUCGUGAAAAAGAAGAGAGACUUUGUGAAGCCUUGAAGAAGAUUGAGCCUGCAGAAUCAUCUGAAACAACCCAUGAUCCUGAGAUAUUGACACCAGAAGAGCACUUUUUCUUCUUAAAGAUGGGCAUCAAAUCCAAAAAUUAUGUGCCAGUUGGAAGACGGGGAAUUUACCAAGGUGUUAUUUUGAACAUGCAUCUGCAUUGGAAAAAACAUCAGACACUGAAAGUGGUGGUGAAGACAUUUUCACCAGAAGAGGUGAAGGAGAUUGCCACUGAGCUUGCAAGAUUGACUGGAGGUAUAGUGCUUGAUAUUCAUGACGAUGACACAAUAAUAAUGUACAGAGGAAAAAACUACUCUCAACCACCAACAGAGAUAAUGUCUCCACGAGUCACUCUCCCAAGAAAGAAGGCAUUGGAUAAAUCCAAAUACAGGGAUGGGCUCCGAGCUGUGAGGAGAUACAUUCCCAGACUUGAGCAAGAGCUUGAAAUUCUUCGAGCACAACUGAAAAGCACAGGUGAAAGUAAUGCAGAUGCUGCUGAGGGAACCCAGAAAAGUGAUAAGGAGAGUAUUGAGACUGGUAGUAUUUCGAAUUUCCGGCUAGAUAAUUCAGAUAAAGUUCGUGAGAUGAUAAAUGAUAACAUUGGUUGCCCAGAGGAUGAGACAGAUAUGGAAUCUGAAUUGGAUUCAGAUUCUGAUAAAUUAUCAGAUAUCUUUGAGACUGAUGCAGAUACAGAGAAUUUGUCAAAGGAGGAGAAACCUCUUUAUUUGGACGAGUUUGAUAAUUUUCUUGAGCAAAGCGAUGGAGAAACAGAUGAUUUUGAGGAACAUCUACGACAAAUAUCUUUGAACUCAAAAAACAUGGAAAAAGAUGUCAACAUACCUGAGUUUGACGAAGUUGACAAGAUUUUUUUGCGUGCUGCAUCCUUUUUAAAGAAAAAAAGAAAAUGAGAAAUUUUGAAGGAAACCUUUGUACUGGAUUUAGUUUUUUUUAUUUUUUUUUCCUUGAAGGGA
Molecule: messenger RNA, 1734 nt
Organism: Gastrolobium bilobum
Lineage: Eukaryota; Viridiplantae; Streptophyta; Magnoliopsida; Fabales; Fabaceae
Exons: 6
Coding region: 283-1671 (462 amino acids)
Molecular function (GO): RNA binding
Source: RefSeq, a predicted model, not a curated record